Molecule: messenger RNA, 1642 nt
Organism: Lolium perenne
Lineage: Eukaryota; Viridiplantae; Streptophyta; Magnoliopsida; Poales; Poaceae
Source: RefSeq, a predicted model, not a curated record
AUGAUUUUCUCCGUGAACUUCUGCAGCAAAUGGGGCAUUUGCUGCAAAACCAAACAAAAAUUGGUGUGUUCCAGAUGUUACAAUAUUUUUCUAUAUAUUUUCCAUACCACGAGAAGAAAAUGUGUUGCAAACGCACACUUCUUUCAAAUGACACUCGCGUAGGAGACGAUGGAUCUCUUACUCCCUCUGCAUGACUAUAUGGACAUCGUCCUUUUCUUAGCUCGUGUUCGCUUCCUGAUCUAUUUUCAUGGCGGAUAUAGUGCAUGGCAUGCCACCUCCUUUCUGGUGGACAUAAAUAGCACUCAGCUGACAACAUCGCGCGAUCGUUGGGCUUCUUAUCUUUUUCGGCAAAACCGUCCAAUUAAUCUUCGUUCCCGUCAACAUCCUUUCUCUAUACCGGAGUUUGUAUUUCCCACACGAUCGAUUAUUUGCAUAUUCUCGCGAAGAGACUAUUGGCGCGCGCAUCCGAUUCCCAUGACGAUCGAGCAUGGCGGAGUCUACUUCUUGAUCAAUCGCCAUUGUUGUUGACGCGACGAGCGGCUUGUUCCACGCCGAUGUGUUUCGUCUUCUUGUAGUAUAGGGAAAGAGAUCGACCUGAUCUGAUUCGCCAUGAUUCAUAAGCGAUCCAAAUCCUGCGAGCCGUCCAGACAGAUGGACGAGCAGCGCGCCGGCAUCAAUGGGGUCACGGCCUCCGACGACUCCAUCACGGGCAAAGCGGCAUCGUCUUCCUCGGCGACGGCGCAGUGCUCCACGGUGACGGUGUACCUCACCAAGAUCAAUGGCGUCCAGCGCCUCGUCACCGUCGUGUGGCACAAGAGCAUCAUCAACCAGUCCUUCACCAUCUCCAUCGACCGCCCCGGCGACGGCAGCGACGACGAGACGCUCAGCCUCAAGGUGGAGCUGAAGCCGUGGCCGUUCUGGAGCAAGAAGGGCCUGAAGAGCCUCUUCCUCGACGGCCACCGCCUCGACGUCUUCUGGGACCUCCGGUCGGCCAAGUUUGCGACGAGCAGCCCGGAGCCCGCCUGCGGGUACUACGUCGCGCUGGUGAGCCAGGACGAGGUCGUGCUCACGCUCGGCGACCUCAAGAAGGACGCGUACAAGCGGACCAAGUGCCGGCCGACGCUGGAGGAGGCCAUGCCGGUGUGCCGCCGUGAGGUCGUCCUCGGCAGGCGCAGCUUCACGGCGCGGGCGUGGCUGGACGCCGGGAAGCCAAACCACGACAUCGUAAUCGAGAGCAUGCUGGCCGGUCCCAGGGAGCCGGAGAUGUCCAUCGCGGUGGACGGCCGCGUCCUGGUGCAGGUCAAGAACCUGCAGUGGAAGUUCCGGGGCAACGAGACGGUGCUCGUGGAGGAGGCGCCGGUGCAGGUGCUCUGGGACGUGCACGAUUGGAUCUUCGCCGGGCCGGGAGCGCAGGCGGUCUUCAUCUUCAAGCCAGGUGCUCCGCCAGGGGUCGAUGACAGCACCACUGGGUGGGAGCACGGCAGUGGUAUUCAUGGCGACCCGGCUGAUUACAGUUUCUUUCUUCACGCAUGGAAGACGGAGUGACGCGGCUGGGACAUUUCAUCUUCUUGUUUUCAUGUAAGAACAACAUUGAUUCGUAUAUAUGGAAUUGAUAGAUUGUUCAACAGGAACUUCUAAUCAC